Molecule: messenger RNA, 2537 nt
Organism: Peromyscus leucopus (white-footed mouse)
Lineage: Eukaryota; Metazoa; Chordata; Mammalia; Rodentia; Cricetidae
Gene: Dct
Product: dopachrome tautomerase
Exons: 8
Coding region: 519-2072 (517 amino acids)
Biological process (GO): melanin biosynthetic process from tyrosine; positive regulation of neuroblast proliferation; developmental pigmentation
Cellular component (GO): melanosome
Molecular function (GO): dopachrome isomerase activity; oxidoreductase activity
Source: RefSeq, a predicted model, not a curated record
CCCCACCAGGCCUUGUGGCAUGGCAAGCCAGAGAGAAUAAAGGCAGAACGGUGCUUGGCUUUUGAACUGAGUUCAAGGCAAUUAAAGUCAAGGGCUAAGGAGAGAAGGAGGGGUCUUAGGAAGGCAGCAUAAUAAGCAAUAUGGCUGGAGCACUCUAAAUUAACUCAAUUAGACAGAGCCUGAUUUAACGGGGAGAGCUGGCGAGAAGCGCUCCCCUCAUUAAAUUUGAUGCUAGAGGAGCUUCUGCUGAAAUUAAAUUUGUGUUAGUUGUCUGAGUCACAUAAAACAGCAUGUGCAUGGGCAUGUACGCAUGUGCACACGUGCAGGGUCUGUGAUUCAGGUGGGGAUUUUGAGAGGGGAUUGGAAAGGGUUAGAACUGAAAAAAAAAAACGAAACAAAAAUAAAAGAAAAGGAGGUUUGAGUGAGCGAAUGCUCCAGAACCCAGCAGUGGAAGACAAGGGGAAAAGCUGGCCAGGAAACAGGUGGGAAGUGUAGCCAGGUCUCCCAGUUAAGAAGACAUGGGUCUUGUGCGGUGGGGGCUUCUCCUGGGUUGCCUGGGCUGUGGAAUUCUGCUCCGAGUUCGCGCUCAGUUCCCCCGGGUCUGCAUGACCUUGGAUGGUAUACUGAACAAAGAGUGCUGCCCGCCUCUGGGCCCCGAGCCGGCCAACAUCUGUGGGUCUCAAGAGGGCCGCGGCCAGUGCACAGAGGUGCAGACGGACACCAGGCCCUGGAGUGGCCCGUAUGUCCUUCGAAACCAGGAUGACCGUGAGCAGUGGCCAAGAAAAUUCUUCAACCGGACGUGCAAGUGCACAGGAAACUUUGCUGGUUAUAAUUGCGGAGAUUGCAAGUUUGGCUGGACCGGCCCCAGCUGUGACCAGAAGAAGCCACCUGUCCUGCGGCGGAAUAUCCAUUCCCUGACUCCCCAGGAGAGGGAGCAGUUCCUGACCGCCUUAGACCUGGCGAAGAAGAGUGUCCAUCCAGACUACGUCAUCACCACACAGCACUGGCUGGGACUGCUCGGACCCAACGGAACCCAGCCCCAGAUCGCCAACUGCAGCGUGUACGACUUUUUUGUCUGGCUCCAUUAUUAUUCUGUUCGAGACACAUUAUUAGGUCCAGGACGCCCCUAUAAGGCCAUAGAUUUCUCACACCAAGGGCCUGCGUUUGUCACUUGGCACAGAUACCACUUGUUGUGGCUGGAAAGAGAUCUCCAGAGACUCAUUGGCAACGAGUCCUUUGCUCUGCCGUACUGGAACUUUGCAACUGGGAAGGCUGAAUGUGACGUAUGCACAGAUGAGCUCCUGGGAGCAGCAAGACAAGAUGACCCAACCCUGAUUAGUCAGAAUUCAAGAUUCUCCACCUGGGAGAUUGUGUGUGACAGCUUGGAUGACUACAACCGCCGAGUCACUCUGUGUAAUGGAACCUACGAAGGUUUGCUAAGAAGAAACCAAGCAGGAAGAAAUAGUGAGAAGUUGCCGACCUUAAAGAAUGUGCAAGAUUGCUUGUCUCUCCAGGAGUUUGACAAUCCACCUUUCUUCCAGAACUCUACCUUCAGCUUCAGGAAUGCUCUGGAAGGUUUUGAUAAAGCAGAUGGCACACUGGAUUCUCAAGUCAUGAGCCUUCAUAAUUUGGUUCACUCCUUCCUGAACGGAACGAAUGCUUUGCCACACUCAGCUGCCAAUGAUCCUGUUUUUGUGGUCCUCCACUCCUUCACAGACGCCAUCUUUGAUGAGUGGCUGAAAAGAAACAACCCUCCCACAGAUGCCUGGCCUCAGGAGCUGGCACCCAUUGGUCACAAUCGGAUGUAUAACAUGGUUCCCUUCUUCCCACCAGUGACUAAUGAGGAACUCUUCUUAACCGCAGACCAACUUGGCUACAAUUAUGCCAUUGAUCUGGCAGUGGAAAAUGCUCCAGUUUGGACCACGACCCUCUCAGUGGUCACGGGAACACUGGGAGCUUUCAUCGGUCUCUUGGGGCUGCUGGCUUUCCUUCAGUAUAGAAGGCUCCGCAAAGGAUAUGCACCCUUAAUGGAGACACAUCUAAGCAGCAAGAGAUACACGGAGGAGGCCUAGGGUGCUCUUGUCUUGUUCCAGGGAAGAGGCUGGCCAAGCCAUAGUCCUGACCCAGGCAGUAGCUAAAUAUAGCCUCAUUGAUCUGGCUUUAGGUGAAAGUCUCCAGCAUGUGCUCUUCGGUAGUGAUGAUGACCCCCACAUGUGCUCUUCAGUAGUGAUGAUGACCCCCACAUGUGUUCUUCAGUAGUGAUGAUGACCCCCACAUGUGCUCUUCGGUAGUGAUGAUGACCCCCACAUGCGCUCUUCGGUAGUGAUGAUGACCCCCACAUGCGCUCUUCGGUAGUGAUGAUGACCUCCACAUGCACUCUUCAGUAGUGAUGAUGACCUCCCCCACCCCACAGAGAUGCUUGGGUGUAGUUGCUGCUUUGCUUAUUGUACACAGGAGAAGAUGCUUUGGCCUAUCACCGUCACCAAAGUGUGAUGGGGCAAGUUAUCUGCGACCUUGAUUAAAAGUCUUUAUAUUCA